UGUUUGCUCCACGCUUUCGUGACUACCGGUCAGUCUCGCACUGCUAUCUCAUUUCCCGACACGCGAUAUCAUGCGAUAAUUGUAUGAAACCAGUAACCUCAUUCGCACAAUACUCGAUCACGUAUCGGCGGCCCUCUUCCAGCUCAUAAGCUUAAUAGCUUGCUGCUUCGCCCAACCUGUAUCUCCAUCACUUUCUUCUUGUCAUAUUUCUCUUGUGCUUCUCAUUCUAACCUUCCUCAACUCUCCUUCUAAUGUCUCGCGGCGCACCCAAGCCCCCACCACCACACAAACUUACUUUUGCCACCAACAGCGUGCGCAACACCACGUUCGCUGAGGACAACAAUAAGUUCUACUAUGAGAUCGUCACUCGAUUUUGGCACCCUCACCUCACCAAAAUCAAUAAAUACGACUAUGAGGCUCGUGUAGUCAACUGCGUUGCAGAGAUCGAGGAUCAACCUCAGAAGGAUGUGAAAGUCCGCUUCAACACUCCUGAUGCAGAAGGAGAGUGGGUGAGAGCUUGUGACUUUAUCAGGAAUGACGGUACAGCAAUUGGAGGUACCUUCGUCCACGAGGAUGGCACUGAGUACCGCUGGAAAACACCCAAACGCAAUUUACAACUCAUUAAGUCAGAUGACGAGGAAGAGGUCCCCGUCGCUGAAUAUCACCCGCAUAAACGACACUUUGGCGUCUGGCGCAUGUCGCAGCGGGCUUUCCUCGAAGUUAAGCCUGAAGCGUCUGCUGCUUUGGACAGGAUUGUUGUGAGCUAUCUUCUACUAGAAAGACGCAGGCGUCAAGCAAAGAUCAAAGUCAAGUUGGAGACAAAGUAAUUCACGCCGACAUCGCUUUCUCCUCUGUCGCAUAACAGUUACCGCAUCCUCCUGUGUCGUGCGAUUUCUUCCUAGUAAAGUCAAGGAGACUGCCAGCCUCUGGCAUCUCAUGACGGGACUUCCGCACAAGGAAACGUCGACGCUUCUGCAUUCUUCUAUUUGUUGAACCUUGGUCAUUCUAAGGGUUUCUUCGUUAUAAUAACUUUUCACUUAUGUGCUAUUUACUGCUUCUUGUUAAUCAAUUUAGAUUCAUGGUCAUAUAGAUUUCUUACUGGUUCAAAGGUGUACAUACAUUUUCGGGAGUAGGAUUGAGAUACGGCGCUAAAGCUCGCCAAAUUUAGAUGGAAGUAUGCGAAUUCGAAUCGUGGUCAUGCAUGAUGGCGUUAUACCU
Messenger RNA from Suillus subalutaceus, 1218 nucleotides. RefSeq lists its product as uncharacterized. The transcript is spliced from 4 exons. The record is from RefSeq and is a predicted model, not a curated record. Bases 252 to 827 code for a protein of 191 amino acids. Lineage: Eukaryota; Fungi; Basidiomycota; Agaricomycetes; Boletales; Suillaceae.